AUGAUGUUAGUCCAAGAAAGGAGAAUAGGAAAAACAUCUCUCUGUUUCUGUCUACUUAUUUCUACCCCAUUUCAAGAACAACAACACCGCGUCUUGCUCUUGAUCAUCGUCCUCCUCCUCCUCCUCCGCCGCCGACCACCACCUUCAGCGAGGGAAGAUCUUAGGAUUACAAGAAUGGAUGAAAAUUUAGGAACCAAACUAAACGGCAUCCGACAGAUUGUUAGGCUUAAAGAAAUUAUCCAAAGAUGGCAGCAUGUGACACUUGGGGCAAGAGGAAAUGAUAAUGAUGAUGAUGCUGAUAACAAUCCUCCCAUGACUAUUGGUAAUCAUCCAGGUGGAGGAAUUAAUCCAGCAAUAACCAUGAGGUUGAAGGGAUACUCUGUUUAUUCUGAUUCAGACAUUGAAGACGGAUGCCAGAGUCCUGAUCCACCAAACGAUGUGCCCAGAGGGUAUUUGGCAGUCUAUGUAGGCCCUGAGCUUCGGAGGUUCAUCAUUCCCACAAGCUAUCUUAGUGAUCCACUCUUCAAAGUUCUUCUGCAAAAAGUUGAAGAGGAAUUUGGAUUUGAUCAUAGUGGUGGCCUCACCAUCCCUUGCGAGAUUGAAACCUUCAAAUACCUUCUCAAUUGCAUGGAACAUCAUCAGAAGGAUCAUCUUGAACACAAUCAAGCUACCAUUUGAGGGUCAAAGACCAAAUAUCAACUGUGUAAGUAACGAUUGGAUGCAGCUUAUUCUUGUGGUAAAAACCCAAAAAGAAGUUUCUAUUGGUAUGAUGAUUUGACAUUCUUUUAUCUGUAUUUUUGCUCUUCUCUCUUUCAAAUAUUCAAAUGUAAGAGAGUGGCAGUUAUAGUUCAUAGAAAGCUUAUGUUUCUAGGUGUGUUUGUUCAUUUUUCUUGUCAUUGGAUGUGUAAUAGUAAUACAUUUAAAUUCGUG
Lactuca virosa is the source of this 930-nucleotide messenger RNA. The record is from the annotation of a GenBank genome assembly. NCBI's taxonomy places the organism in Eukaryota, Viridiplantae, Streptophyta, Magnoliopsida, Asterales, Asteraceae.